Molecule: messenger RNA, 1554 nt
Organism: Cyclospora cayetanensis
Lineage: Eukaryota; Apicomplexa; Conoidasida; Eucoccidiorida; Eimeriidae
Product: AP-3 complex subunit mu
Exons: 13
Coding region: 1-1554 (517 amino acids)
Biological process (GO): endocytosis; intracellular protein transport
Cellular component (GO): clathrin adaptor complex; cytoplasmic vesicle
Source: RefSeq, a predicted model, not a curated record
AUGGAUUCUCUCUUUCUCCUCAACGAUGCCGGAUCCUUCCUGCUCGAAAAACACUAUCGUGGUCGUGUCGGCCGAAUUGCCUGCGAGCCGUUGCUGCAGCAGCUGCAGCAGCAUGGUCCUAAGGCACUCCUGACAGCUCCCCGCAUCAUGAAGACGAGCGACAAUUGCGUUCUGCUGCACAUACACCGCGAAAAGCUGCUGUUGGCGGCUGCCUGCACCUCGGAGGCUGAACCGCUUUUGCUGCUGGAGACGCUGCAGCAACUGUACGAUCGGAUUUGUCGGUAUUGCUGCGAGGGCAGCUCCCUGACCGAGGAAGCUGUGAGGAGGAAUUUCAGUGCGGUGUAUGUGUUGGUGGACGUGGCUGUCGACUGGGGGUAUCCGUUUAUUUUGGAGGAGAACCUUCUGCAGCUCCUGCUGCAGCCUUCUUCAGUCGUCGCUAAAGCCAUGCAGCUCGUGCAAGGCUCAUCGCGGAUGCUGACCUCGUUGGCUGCCUCGGUUGGUUUGGGAAAUCAGCAACCAGCAGCUAUCCAGAAUGCUCCCGAGAUGGUUGCAGGAGCUGGCUUGGGAACGGGGAGCGGCCAUGGGGAAGGCAGCGGUCUUAGUGGAAGCGGCUCAGACUGCUGGUGGCGCAGGGGGGCUGUCAACUACGCCUCAAAUGAGGUGUACGUGGACCUCAUCGAAAAAAUCUCGGGAGUUGUUGACAGCACUGGCCAGAUGCUGAACUCCUCGAUCACAGGACGGAUCAUGAUGAAUUGCAGACUGAGCGGCAUUCCUGAACUCUGUCUGUCGAUUCGGCAGCCCGAGGCUCUGCAGCACGCAGCCUUCCAUCCCUCCAUCAGGUUGCAGCGCUUCCAACGUGACGGCGUCUUGUCUCUUUGCCCUCCCGAUCGAGAAUUUUGUUUGGCGAGUUACUGGCUACGAAACAAGAACUUCCUACUGCCUAUCUCUGUCACUGGCUGCUUGAGCUUCCCACGCAGCACCGCCGGAGCAACUGGGGGCCCAGCAGCGGCAGCAGCUGCAGCAGCAGCAGGAGGAGACUCUACAUCUGCUGCAUGCUUUCCCGCUAAGGCGCUCAGUGGCUGUCUCCGCCUUAAACUGACCGCUCACAACCCGCGUGGCAUCGCGUCAGCGGCUACAGCUGCAAGCGGUGCCGUGGAAAAUGUUGUUGUCCAAAUACCCCUCCCAGCGUUUGUAGGGGCAGCCAGCCUUACAGCCGCUUCAGGCUCCAUUCGCUUGGUGCCUGCCAAACAGCUGAUCGUGUGGGAGCUGCCAGCCGUGCCGUUCGACUCCCCGCCCCAAACGGCAGAGGGCACGGUUAGCCUAGUCACUGAUGAGGGGCAACGUGAGGACGUUACGGCUCCACACGAGACGCGCUUGGUGGCGCAGGUGAACUUUCUUGUUAAGAAUUGGGUGCCCUCGGGUCUCAAGCUCGAGUCCUUGGACGUCUCGGGUGUUACCGCGCAGCCAUAUAAGGGCUGCCGAUGCGGCACUGUUGCAGGUGCGUUUUCUGCGUGUCGCUAUCGCUGCUUCUGUUCUGCUCGCGUUGUCGUGUAA